Ochotona princeps (American pika) is the source of this 2212-nucleotide messenger RNA. RefSeq names its product NADPH--cytochrome P450 reductase. Lineage: Eukaryota; Metazoa; Chordata; Mammalia; Lagomorpha; Ochotonidae. The coding region runs from base 131 to 2176 and encodes 681 amino acids. Gene Ontology annotation, molecular function: FMN binding; NADPH-hemoprotein reductase activity; flavin adenine dinucleotide binding. The record is from RefSeq and is a predicted model, not a curated record. Gene Ontology annotation, cellular component: cytosol. Gene Ontology annotation, biological process: response to hormone. The transcript is spliced from 16 exons.
UGGGCGGAGCGGCGGCCCCGAGCGCCACGCCUCCACCCCCGCGGCCGCGCGGCCGUUGGUAGCGCCUCGGUGGUGCGGGCCUGCGUACUUGCCCAGGUGCCCCCAGAGAACUGCCGGCCGCCUGCGCUUCAUGAUCAACAUGGGGGACUCCCACGGGGACGCCAGUGCCACAAUGCCCGAGGCGGUGGCCGAGGAAGCAGCGGCCUUCAGCAUGACGGACGCCGUCCUGUUCUCCCUCAUCGUGGGGCUGCUCACCUACUGGUUCCUCUUCCGUAAGAAAAAGGAGGAAGUCCCCGAGUUCACCAAGCUCCAGUCGACGACGGCCUCCGUGAAGGAAAGCAGCUUCGUGGAGAAGAUGAAGAAAACGGGUAGGAACAUCAUUGUCUUCUACGGCUCCCAGACGGGCACCGCAGAGGAGUUUGCCAACCGCCUGUCCAAGGAUGCACACCGCUAUGGGAUGCGGGGCAUGGCUGCUGACCCGGAGGAGUACGACCUGGCUGACCUGAGCAGCCUGUCCGAGAUAGACAAUGCCCUGGUGGUCUUCUGCAUGGCCACUUAUGGUGAGGGGGACCCCACCGACAAUGCACAGGACUUCUAUGACUGGCUGCAGGAGGCCGACGUGGACCUGUCAGGCGUCAAGUAUGCGGUGUUUGGCCUUGGCAACAAGACCUAUGAGCAUUUCAAUGCCAUGGGCAAGUACGUGGACCAGCGGCUGGAGCAGCUCGGCGCCCAGCGCAUCUUUGAGCUGGGCAUGGGUGAUGACGAUGGCAACCUGGAGGAGGACUUCAUCACAUGGCGGGAACAGUUCUGGCCGGCCGUGUGCGAACACUUCGGUGUGGAGGCCACAGGAGAGGAGUCCAGCAUCCGACAAUAUGAGCUCGUGGUGCACACAGACAUGGACCCGGCCAAGGUCUACCACGGUGAGAUGGGACGGCUGAAGAGCUACGAGAACCAGAAACCUCCUUUUGAUGCCAAGAACCCGUUCCUGGCUACUGUCACCACUAACCGGAAGCUGAACCAGGGCACCGAGCGGCACCUCAUGCACCUGGAGUUGGACAUCUCGGAUUCCAAGAUCAGGUACGAGUCUGGGGACCACGUGGCUGUUUACCCGGCCAACGAUUCUGCCCUCGUCAACCAGAUUGGAGAGAUCCUGGGAGCCGACCUGGACGUCGUCAUGUCCCUCAACAACCUCGAUGAGGAGUCCAACAAGAAGCACCCGUUCCCAUGCCCCACCACCUACCGCACGGCUCUCACGUACUACCUGGACAUCACCAACCCGCCACGCACCAAUGUGCUCUACGAGCUGGCACAGUAUGCCUCGGAGCCCGCAGAGCAGGAGCAGCUGCGCAAGAUGGCUUCUUCCUCAGGCGAGGGCAAGGAGCUGUACCUGAGCUGGGUGGUGGAGGCCCGGAGACACAUCCUAGCCAUCCUGCAGGACUACCCGUCACUGCGGCCCCCCAUCGACCACCUCUGCGAGCUGCUGCCCCGGCUGCAGGCCCGCUACUAUUCCAUCGCCUCCUCCUCCAAGGUGCACCCCAACUCCGUGCACAUCUGUGCCGUGGCUGUGGAGUACGAGACCAAAACUGGCCGCAUCAAUAAGGGCGUGGCCACCAGCUGGCUGCGGGCCAAGGAACCUGCAGGGGAGAACGGUGGCCGGGCCCUGGUGCCCAUGUUCGUGCGCAAGUCCCAGUUCCGCCUGCCCUUCAAGGCCACCACGCCUGUCAUCAUGGUGGGUCCUGGCACUGGCAUUGCUCCUUUCGUCGGCUUCAUUCAGGAGCGGGCCUGGCUACAGCAGCAGGGCAAGGAGGUCGGGGAGACGCUGCUGUAUUAUGGCUGCCGCCGCUCGGAUGAAGACUACCUGUACCGCGAGGAGCUGGCCCAGUUCCACAAGGACGGUGCCCUCACGCAGCUCAGCGUGGCCUUCUCCCGGGAGCAGGCCCACAAGGUCUACGUGCAGCACCUGCUGCGCAAAGACAAGGAGCACCUAUGGAAGCUCAUCCAAGAGGGCGGUGCCCACAUCUACGUGUGCGGGGAUGCCCGAAACAUGGCCAAGGACGUGCAGAACACCUUCUACGAGAUUGUGGCUGAGCAGGGGGCCAUGGAGCACGCACAGGCUGUGGACUACGUCAAGAAGCUCAUGACCAAGGGCCGCUACUCACAGGACGUGUGGAGCUAGGAGCCGCCAGGGCCCCGUAACCUUCCUCACUCCCUC